UAGGAUAGGCGAUACACACACACGCCAUAGUGGCCGGGAGAGCUUGGAGCUUCGGCAGCACUGUCGUCUGGCAAAGUUCUUUUAGUUCAGGAAUGGCUGCCUUUGAGGAAGGAGUUCAAUACGGCCUCUCUGCGCACGGCCACUCCAGCGAGAACAAAUCGCUGGUUUUCGUGAAGCUCACCGAUUCGUCGUUCAAAGCCAUUGAGGAAUAUCUGAGGAUUAAGUUGAAGACGUCACAACAUCCCAGUGUACAAUUCCUUGGCAAUGAAGGGCGGCUGUGGUUUCCUAGCGCGGAGGAGGGUCGCGGCUCGGCGUUCAGUUUCAACCUGUCGUCGUCGUCCGUGGCGGGCGGUCCCCAAGGCAGUUUCGAGUGCGUCCAACAAUGCGGCUACCAGUCGCUGGAAUCGCUCGGCGUCAUGGGUCUCAAGAUGAACAUCAAAGCCAAAGAUGACGUCUAUGAAGCCACGCGACAACGAAUGGCUGUCGCCGAGGAAGAGAGCAAGAAAAACUGCACUCGUGUGAUAAAACUCGCCUGUGGCCCUGAUAUUGGUCGCGUAGUCAAAAUCAGGAAGCAAGCCGCUGCCGUCUUUCCGCCUCGGAGGGAUCGAGGCGACACGUCGCCGCCCACCUCCGGAGGAGGAGUCCAUCCGACGUCACAGCAUCAUCACCACCACCGGGGCGGCUCGUCUUCAUUGUCGUCGACGACCUCUUCCUUAUCCUCGUCCUCAUCUUCGUUAUCUUCCCUCUAUCCGUCGUCCACGUAUCACAACAGCAGUAGCCAUGUACAGCAGCAACAAAACGGAAGUGGUGGUGGUGGGGGAGGUCUCGGACGGAGUAGCACGUCUUCGCCGUCGCUGGGCGGACAACGGACAACCAGCAAUGCCAUUAGUCCCCUGCCGAGAUCCGCCGCCUCGCCAUCCUACCCCACUGCCUCCUCCAUUUCGUCCAACUCGUCAAUGACAUCAUCUUCCACAUUGAAAGAUGGAUACGCCAAUGGUUCGGGUUCUAUGGUGGAAGCCAAUCCGGAUUUGAUGAAGCGGCCGCUUCGCGAGAGACUCAUUCACAUGUUGGCCAUUCGAUCUUACAAGAAACCCGAACUCGUUUCUCGAUUACACAAAGAGGGUCUCAAGGAAAAGGACAAGAAACUGAUUAUGAACGUCUUGUCUGCCAUCGGCUUGAUGAAGGAUCAAGCGUACCACCUGGCGCGGCAUAUCUGGAACGACGUGCACGACGACUGGCCAUUUUACACGGACCAGGAGAAGCAGAUUCUCAAAAGACGGAAGCCGCAGAACUUGACGCCGCCGGUGAGUGAUUCGAGUAGCGGAAGUGGGCAUUCGCCACCGUCUAGUAGCUUGCAUUCGAACGGCUCUCCGGUCGGUUCGUCGUCAUCGUCGCUGUCCUCGUUGUCCGCCAUUCAUAACAAUAAAACAAGUGCCAGUCCCAACGGUGGUCUAGCGAGUGGCGGCCUGGCCACUGGUGCCGCGCCAGAGAAGCGGGAGAGGGGCGAGAAACGGCCGAGUCAGCAAGUCUUGGCCGGACUCGAUGCUCUGGACGCGGCCGCUGUUGAAGCGGCCGCCAAGGCAGCCAAGAAGCAGAGGAUCUCGCUCUACAAGAAACCCGAUUCGAGUCAAUCGACGCAUCAUCACUCGUCCGUGUCCGAUUCUCGCAACGCUCAACAACAGCAGAUGGCACCCGCUAGUAGGUCUAGUUCGUCUCUUAAAGUGCGUCCCUCUCCGCCCAGCCAUCACCAACAACAACUGCAGCAGCAGCAACAACAACAACACUACCACAACAACAACAAGGACAACCACCAUCACCAGCAACAACACAACCAAGUGCAGCAGCAGCAGCAACAGCCACCGCAGCUGCCCCCAGCUCAUCAGCAACACAACAACAACAACCAUCACCACAACCACCACCGAUCGGAGAAUCACAAUUAUUACAGACCUGGAAGUCUGGCGCUGUCGACUUCGUCAUCGACUCAAGCGACGGCCGUGGUGUCGACGCGGGUCACGUCGUCGACGGAUGGGCCCGACACGCCCAACUCGAGUCCCGACAGCAUGUCGGCCGAUCACAUGAUGGACACGACGGACGUGAGCGUCGGCCUGUCAGCCUCGACGACGCCAACGGAAACGGAUUCCGAGCCGUACACUCUGCAGUACCGAACGAUCGUCUCUGGCGAGCAGCGCAGCCGCUACAAGGAGGAUUUCAACUCGCAGUACAACGAGUACCGCAACCUGCACAAGGCCAUCGACAAAGUUUCCAAGCGUUUCUCUCACCUGGAAGAGGAGCUGCGACAGCAGGACGAGGGCACCUCGGCUUGGCAGCGCAUCAAAAGUCAAAUCGUCCGCGAGUACAAGGAGAAUUUGCGGGACGACAAGUACCGGGAGGCGAAGCGACGGUUCCAUCACCUUCACGAAAAGUUGGCCCACAUUAAGCGGCUCGUGCUGGAAUGGGACACGACCCAGACCUGCCGUUCUUGACCCCCCUAGUUUGUUUGUUUCGAUCGUCCCCCUAUCUCUUUUGAUGAUGGCGAUUUAGUCAAUCCCUCUCUCUCUCUCCAGCUCCCCUGUCCUCUCUUUGAUAAUGAUUCCAAUCGAAAUUAUUCUCUUUUUCUUUUCCUCCUUUUUUCUUUCUCUCUCUCGCCCAGAUUCUUUAUGAAAGAAUCACCUCCCCCCUCUCUCUCUCUCUUACACAAUCUCUCUCAAAGGCCGUGGCUCAACAGAUUGUCGGUAAAGAAGAAGUUUGUUCAUAUUUAAUUCAAAACAGACAACAAGCAAACACACACACAUCAUCAACACAAAAAAGAAGAAAAUCGAAAAAAAAGACAAAAUUUAGUUGAAAUUUUUUUUUUUUAGGUUUGCUCAUUAAUCAUUGGGGGCCCUUAAUAUUAUUUUUCCCCCUGUGUGAUGUGGUUUUGGCAAACGGGGUGGGGACGAGGUGUGUAGCGGUGCACUCUGUCGCAAUUGUUUUUUUUAGAAGGGAGCACGACGAAAUCACGACAAUAGGAAAAAAAAACGACUCUAAUCAUCACGUCAUUUCAACCGCGAAUAUCGAUAAUACCGUAAAACCCAUGGUGGAUUUAAAGAUUGUGUGUGUGUGUGUUUGUUUGUUUGUUCAUUUUUCUUUUUCCUUUUGUUUAUUUGCCUGCGAAAGAUCGAACGAGCGAACGUUUGUUUGUGCGUGUGUGUGUAGCUUAGAUUUCGAGAACCCAUUAAAAUUGUUGGCUGCAUAUUGUUGAUAUCAUCUCCCCAAAUCCCAUAUAAUAGCUUGAUUUUUUUCCCCCUCCCCGUUUUUCUCAUUUUUUCUCUCCUUGAUAUUCUUCUGAUUCAUUUCUAGGGGGAGGUUGUUGUCGGGGUAGUACGUACAGUACCUUAUUAUCAUUAUUAUUUUCCAAACGAAAUCAAGAAAAUUCCUCGCAUUGGGAUGGAAUUUUUUCUUUUUUGAAUUAAAGCUUUUUCUUUCUCUAUUUGCUCGCUGUGUCCAAAAGUCGAUAUAGAUGAGGCGGUCGCCAUUUUUUUCCCUUUUUUUUCCUCCUAUUCUUCGCCGACAGGAAAAACAGAAGAAGUGAGGGAAAUAUAACUGUCAUUCCCUCCUCCUAUACCCCACCAUUGAACAGCAUUUUCUCUUUUGUCCACACACACAGACAGACACACACAACACCUUUGAAAACAAAAAAAAAAUGAACUUAAUUUUUUUCUUUCUUAUUUGGGUUGUUUUCUACGUUUUUGGCUUUCACGUCGUGUACACUUUUGUCUUUCAUUCGCGCACCAUCCACCAAAAUUGUUUUUUGGUCAAAUCGCUCCCCUUUUCUUAUUUUUCCCUUCAUUCUUCUCAUUUCCUGCCCUCCCAAGCCCUUCCCCCCAAGGUUUAGCCAUAUAUAAUUCCAAUUUUCGACGUGCCCUCUCCCCCCUCCCCCCCACUUUUCUUGCCAGGUGAUAUAUAGACAUACCCCCCGUUGAUUUUCGUUCAAGAGAGACUUACUUGUAACACAACUACACUACCCUUCCCUCCUCCACUACCAACCGCCACCACCAAAUGAUUCCGACAUCAUCCACUUUUGGAUGGCUAUUUAAACAAAUGCGGGAAUUUCGAAAAUUUUUUCUAUUUUUGGAGGGAGAUUUAAAAUCCAAAAAUAAAAAAAUAAAAAAAAUAUUCAAUAAAUUAACAAAAAAAUACAACAAAUAGUGUGGGGGAAGAAUAAAGAGAGAAAAGUCCAUAUUUUUGGGAGGGGGGAAUUAGUUUAAAAUGCAAAAAAAAAAAUACUUAUUAUUAUUAUUAUUAUACAGAUUAUCUGGGUACUCUCUCAUCUUUCUUUCUGGGACGUUUUUUUUUAAAAAUAAGAUUUCGUCGUUUUCAGUUGUUGAAUUUGUUUUCGUCUUAACGGAGUCGAUGUGAUUAGGUCACAGCCGGAAGAUGCAAAAAAAAAAUUGAAUUUGUAAGGGAGGCAAUUAGUCUUUUCGAAUCCGGGCAAAAAAUUUCUGUGAGAUGAAAAAAUUACUGCAUGCCUAAAAAAACCAAUCUUAUCACUUUUUAUCCGCUGGAUGUUAAAUGAUGUGGCCUUGUUCGAUCGGAUUUAUAUUCGCGCCCUUAUUUUUCUUCAAUUACAAUUACUACGAGAAAGUUUUUUCCAGACAAUAAUGGAGGCCGGUGUGUGACGAAUUCUUUCCAACAACAAAAAAUCGGGUGGAUGAGGAGGAAAAAAAUGUUAUGUACGAAG
This is a messenger RNA of Daphnia pulicaria, 4720 nucleotides long. RefSeq names its product RNA polymerase II elongation factor Ell-like. Bases 93 to 2483 code for a protein of 796 amino acids. Gene Ontology annotation, cellular component: transcription elongation factor complex. Gene Ontology annotation, molecular function: cis-regulatory region sequence-specific DNA binding. Gene Ontology annotation, biological process: transcription elongation by RNA polymerase II; positive regulation of transcription elongation by RNA polymerase II; snRNA transcription by RNA polymerase II. The record is from RefSeq and is a predicted model, not a curated record. The transcript is spliced from 8 exons. Lineage: Eukaryota; Metazoa; Arthropoda; Branchiopoda; Diplostraca; Daphniidae.